Messenger RNA from Blepharisma stoltei, 819 nucleotides. NCBI's taxonomy places the organism in Eukaryota, Ciliophora, Heterotrichea, Heterotrichida, Blepharismidae. The record is from the annotation of a GenBank genome assembly.
AUGAAAUCUAAUGGCAAUACUCUAAAAGAAUUAGGAAAAAUUCUAUGAACAAUCGAAAGCUUAGACGAAGCAAUCAAAGACAACCCAAACAAUGUUGAUUUAUACAAUGAAAAAUGCAAAAUUUUUUGUGGAAUAAAAAGAUAUCAAGAAGCAAUAGAAUGCUAUGACGAAGCAAUCAAACUCAACCCAAACAAUGCUAAAAUUCACGAUAAUAAAGGCCUCGUUUUUCAUAGUUUACAAAGAUAUUUAGAAGCAAUCGAAUGCUAUGAUGAAGCAAUUAAAAUCAAUCCAAAUAACGCGACUUUAUACGAUAAAAAAGGCAUCGCUUUUACUAAUUUAAGAAGAUAUCCAGAAGCAAUCGAAUGCUUUGACGAAGCAAUCAAACUUAAUCUAAGAAAUAGUAAUAUUUACUUAAAGAAAGGAUAUCUUUUAAAUGAAUUAGGAAGAUAUCAAGAAGCAUUAGAAAGCUAUGAUGAAGCAAUUAAAAUCAAUCCAAAUAACGACAAGCUUUAUAAUUAUAAAGCAGACAUUCUUAUUGUUUUAGAGAGAUAUCAAGAAGUAAUACCAUGCUAUACUAUGGCAAUCAAAAUUAUACCCAAUAAUCCUUUGUAUAUAUGCAAACGAGCUAAAGCAUUUUAUAAUCUCAGACAAGAAGCAAGGGCUUUGGAAGACUUUAAUAGGGCUUAUAGUUUAAAGCAAGAAAAGCAAGGUAGUGUUUUCACUAAAAAUGAAUGAAAACUUUCAGAAAAUGAGAUCAAUUUUAUUAAUGACUUAUUAGGCCGAGAGCGUAUUGAACUACUCCAAAAAAUGCAGAUUUAG